AACCUGCUCUGCUCCUGAGCUCCUCCCUGUUAUGUAAGGCUGUCACAGCAACACCACCAGUCCGCAACGCAAUGGCGAUGCUGACGAGCGCCCUCCUCCACUGCCUCUCCGCCGCCGCCCUUCUUCUCGUGCCGCUCUCCACUGCGCAACCGCUUCCAUGGCAGCUCUGCAACAACACCGCCGGGAACUUCAGCGAGAACAGCACCUAUCAAGCCAACAUCCGUCUGCUCGAGAACACCCUCCCCAACAACGCCUCCUCCUCUCCUGCUCUCUUCGCUACCGGCGCUGCAGGCACGGCGCCGGACGUUGUCUACGCUCUCGCGCUCUGCCGCGGGGACACCAACGCCUCUUCCUGCGCGAGCUGCGUCAAGCGAGCGUUCCAGGACGCCCAGCAGCUGUGCGCGCUGAACAAGGGCGCCACCAUGUACGACGACCCCUGCAUCCUCCGCUACGCCGACCGGGACUUCCUGGCCAACACCACCGACAACAGGGGCGUGUUUAUCGCCUGGAGCUUCGACAACGUCAGCGCGUCGGCGGCUGCGGCGUUCGACGCCGCCUCCGGCCGUCUCGUCAACGCGACCGCUGACUACGCGGCGGCGGACCCAGCCAGGCGUUUCGGCACAGGGGAAGAGGCGUUCGGCGACAGCUAUCCCAUGAUUUACUCGCUGGCGCAGUGCACGCCGGACAUGACGGCGGCCGACUGCCGGACAUGCCUUGGCGACAUCAUCAGGAGGUUCACCCCCACGUAUUUCAGCAGCAAGCAUGGCGGCAGAGUAUUCGGAGUGCGCUGCAACUUCCGAUUCGAGACAUACCCUUUCUUCUUCGGUCGAGCGCUACUGCAACUUCCAGGGCCGCAGGGGCCACCGCCAGCGAGCAUCACGCCACCGGCUAGCGGCCAAGGAGGAACAAGAGAUAGAACAGGACGGAUCCUGGCCAUUACAUUGCCUUUAGCUGCUGCAGUACUAGCUGUCACAAUGAUAUGCUUUUGUUUCCGGAGUAGGAGAACACCAGCACAGAACCACUCAGGAAAACCAGAUUCUACUACUCCUGAUGACAUUGAAAGCAUCGAUUCACUCCUCCUUGACCUAUCAACGCUACGGGCAGCAACAGAUAACUUCGCUGAAAGCAAUAAGCUUGGCGAAGGAGGGUUCGGUGCGGUUUAUAAGGGAGUCCUUUCUGGAGGCCGUGAAAUAGCAGUGAAGAGGCUCUCACUUGGUUCCAGGCAAGGGGUAUCAGAGCUGAAAACUGAGCUGGUACUAGUUGCCAAGCUUCAACACAAGAACCUUGUGAGGCUCAUAGGGGUUUGCCUGGAACAGGACGAGAAGCUACUCGUGUAUGAAUACAUGCCAAACAGGAGCCUUGACACCGUUCUUUUCGAUUCUCAGAGAAGCAAAGAACUGGAAUGGGGGAAGAGGCUCAAGAUUGUAAAUGGAGUUGCCCGAGGCUUGCAAUAUCUCCACGAAGAAUCACAACUGAAGAUAGUUCAUCGAGACCUCAAACCAAGCAACGUACUGCUUGACAUUGCUUAUAACCCGAAGAUCUCAGACUUUGGCUUAGCAAAACUCUUCGACGUGGAUCAAUCCCAAGGUGUCACCAGUCACAUUGCUGGAACAUAUGGAUACAUGGCACCAGAGUACGCAAUGCACGGGCAGUAUUCAGUCAAGUCAGACGUCUUCAGUCUUGGUGUUCUGAUCUUGGAGAUGGUCACAGGGAGGAAAAACAGCAGCUUUGAUAACUCGGAGCAAUCUGUUGACCUCUUGAGUCUUGUCUGGGAACAUUGGACCACGGGAAAAAUUGAAGAGUUGCUCGAUCCAUUCUUGAGCCGCCGGGCUCCUCAAGAUGAGAUAUUGAAGCUUGUCAACGUUGGGCUUCUGUGUGUUCAGGACAGCCCUGCAGAUAGGCCGAUGAUGUCGUCUGUAAACAUCAUGCUUAGCAGCAACACGGUCUCGCUCCAGGCCCCGUCAAAGCCAACAUUUUGUGUUCAGGAGAUGGAAGAUCAAUCGCACUUCUAUUCUGAUGCGCAUCCUAGAGCAACGCAGUUCCAGUCCACAAGCAAGUCAAAGGCAACAAUGUCACCAAAUGAGAUGACGCUUACAGAGCUCGAACCAAGAUGAACAUGAGCCUUCCAAAUGCUGUCAUCAAAUAUUCCGUUGAUAAAUAAAUAAUGCUCCGCGGCCGGAAAAAUCGUACUCUGCGUGUUAGUGCAUUUCAAGUCUUACAUUGGAUUAGCAACCCUCUUGGAUUAUAUAUAUAUAUAAACAAGCCACCUCACGGCUAGCAUCAAGAAUCCAAUAGUUCUUAUAUCUUGUCUCUUCUUGGUUUGAAGUUGUACUUAUAUUUACUAUCACCAUCUUUGUUGACUGUUAGAAUAACUCAAAUCUAGGGCAUGUCAAACAUAUUUAUUUGUUGGGCUCUGAUAUACUAUUAUCUACUUCGAUCAA
Messenger RNA from Panicum virgatum (switchgrass), 2441 nucleotides. RefSeq names its product cysteine-rich receptor-like protein kinase 10. The transcript is spliced from 7 exons. Gene Ontology annotation, biological process: protein phosphorylation. Gene Ontology annotation, molecular function: ATP binding; protein kinase activity. The record is from RefSeq and is a predicted model, not a curated record. Lineage: Eukaryota; Viridiplantae; Streptophyta; Magnoliopsida; Poales; Poaceae. Bases 72 to 2114 code for a protein of 680 amino acids.